AUGAGUCACACAUGGUUCGUUAGGCUGCCGCCGCAGCUCGACGAUCACUCCCGCAUCGACGAUGCGGCCCUACUGGCCGGCCUUCGCGGCGGGGUGGUGGCAGAGAAGCCCAUCACCGUCGUGGCGGAGCAACGACUCGACUGCGCGAGGCCGGACCCGAACGACCACAACCACGCCUGCGCGGUCGAGAGACGAGGCGUCUUCCGUUCCAUGCGCGUCGGUGGACGUGAUGGAAGCGGAAUUGAGCGGUUCCAGCUGCACACGGAGUCUGACGACGGCGAACUAAAGCCCGUGAGCAGGAGCUGGCGGCAGUUCGAGUUCAUCCCUCGGCAGGAGGGAGCCUUCAUCUUCACGCAGACGGGCUCGCCAAACCUGCUAUUCAGCACGAUUCCGACAAAGGGCAGCAAAACCGGAAGCAUGGUAUUUCUGUUCGGUUCGUGUUCCGCCGCUGUGAACUCUUUCGCGAUAGAUGCCAACGGGUCGGUCGUUGUCGCCGGUGCACAGGAUGGCAGCUUGGCGGUGUGGAAAAUCUCGGACGGCAAGAAGGUGGGCGCCAUCAGCGGAGCCCACGAGGGUGGUGUGCGGGCGGUCACGUUUCUCUCGCCGACUUGCGUGGUUUCAGCUGGAGCCGAUGGCACUGUUCGCAUCUGGCACGUCAGCGGAGACCCUAGGCUCCGAAUGUUGCACAGGAUGGCCGCGGGAGACAGUCCACUUACUGCGAUUGCCGCAUGGGCGCAGGAGGGGGUCGCGCACCAAUUUCUGGCUGCAGGUGCGGACGAUGGAACGGUUUACGCCUGGAAAGCGAAGGCGCCAGUCAACGUGGAUGGCGAAAUGCGUUGGGAGCCUACCACCGUGUCGCAUCAUCUGCAGGGUAAGGAGGUUGUGGAGCUCUCUUUUCGAGGCGACGGCGCAGCCCUGAUUGCUGGAGCCUGCGACGAAAGACAACUGGGAGCAGGAGAGGUACGCCUAUUUGAAACCGAACACUGGACUCUCGUUGCCUCUCAGCCGUAUUCUAGCCAUGUGGUGGCGUGCAUGUACUCUCGUUCCAAGCUCAUCGUCGACUUGGUUCUGGUGUGCAGCGCCGCGGGUUCCCCACGGCUGUUCGAGGGCAGAUUGGUUCCAGCUGUCUCCGCUCCCCUUCGUGACCGAGGUCUAGGUUCAGACAUGCCCCCACAGCCUCUUGGACACGGACUUCCUGGACCCUUGACGAAUAGAGAUGGAGAUGGGAUUCGCAUUGUUAGAAGCACGGACUCUGAUGACGAAAAUGAUCCUCGUGAUCAUCCGCCGCCCAUUCCGGCGAAAAAAAUGAUGGAUCCCACCCCUGAGGCCCCCAAGCCAGUAUUACGUCCGGCCUUCAGGCGCUCUGGCAAAUACCAUGUUGAGCCGCGUGCUACUCCUUCGGAGCGUGCUACGCGGUUGGUGGCGCAGAUGGCGGCUGAUGCGAUGGCGAACGCACCUGUGAUUUCGGACGAUGAUCAUGACGACGACGACGAUGUGGAAAAUCAGGGGGAUCCUUAUGAUGGGCUUGUAGGCGUGGAGGGCGCCGAAACAAUCCUCGCCAAACCAACACUCAUGUCUUCAAGGCCCAUAUUGCAUCGCAGUGCACUCAUUCCGUUCGCUGUGUUCGAUAGGGACACCGAGUUGCAGCAUCACAUGGCGCCGCUUGGAAUUUCUGGUCGCGAGGAGGCUGCCAAAGUUGCAGAUACGCAUGUCCGGGCGAUGGCAGCGGCGAACAUGAAUCUUGCAUUCCCCCGAAACGGUCGGCGUUUUGAAGGGCUAGCACAGAUUCCUAAGGCAAGUGUGCCCACAAAAGCGAAACGGAUGGUGGGAAAACAAUUGGAUCCAAGGUGGUUGGCGGUGCGCGACAUAAAACCACGCAUGGAAGAUAUGUGGGUCGCUGCCAGGCGAGAGCCUCAGGUUUGCAGCACAGAGGGGUGUAGCUCGAGCCUUCUCAUGCCUCCCUCUAAAGGUGUGGAGUAUUAG
Molecule: messenger RNA, 1983 nt
Organism: Micromonas commoda
Lineage: Eukaryota; Viridiplantae; Chlorophyta; Mamiellophyceae; Mamiellales; Mamiellaceae
Exons: 1
Coding region: 1-1983 (660 amino acids)
Molecular function (GO): protein binding
Source: RefSeq, a predicted model, not a curated record